CCAGUGUAUAAGAGAACUGUCAGACGACGUUUGUCAGCCUUCUCAAGAUGCUACGAGACUUUCUGCUGCUGUCCGCCGUCGCCGUUUGCGUGCUAGGCAUGAGGCUGCCCCUGCAUCGCGUGGUACACACUGGACCCACGAGGGGCCUGGGUGUGGCUGCCGGUCGUAUCUAUGGAGGUCAGGAAGCUGCCAGCGGGCAGUUUCCGUACCAGGUGUCGCUGCAGGUCUCUGCCUUGGGCACCAGGCACCACAGCUGCGGCGGAGCCCUCAUCUCCAUCUCUGCCGUCCUCACCGCCGCCCACUGUGCUCAGAACUCCACAUACUACAUAAGUAUACGACUCUAUAAUGCGGUGGCCGGAGAACUGAACCUCAGCACUGACGAGGGCACCGAACAGACGUCACUGGUGGAAGAGCAGAUCGUGCACCCUGACUAUCCAGGGAGAGUAAAGACAGAUAACGUACUUUUUGUCAACGACAUCGCCAUCUUCAAGCUGGGCACCGCAUUAUCUCUGAACUCCUGCGUGCAGACCGUUCAGCUGCCCAGUGCGGGAUCCAUCCCUCAGUCGGGCUCAGUCGCGAUCAUAUCCGGCUGGGGCAGCACGCCUACUGAGCCUACGUCGGACGCCCUGCUGUGGCUGGAGCUCCCCAUCAUAGACCUGGAGACCUGCCGACGGGCGUUGGGAGCCAUCGGGGAGGACGAGCUGGUGGACACCAUGGUGUGCACAGCCCCAGGCACCAACGGCGGCGGCGUCUGCAAUGGCGACUCCGGCGGUCCUCUGGUGCUGAACGGAGAAGUCAUCGGCCUCUCGUCGUGGACUAUCUCUCCGUGCGGUUCAGACGGUCCAUCUGGUUUCACUAGGGUUUCUGCUUACAUUGAUUUCAUCAGCCAGUACCUGUAA
Molecule: messenger RNA, 899 nt
Organism: Schistocerca cancellata (South American locust)
Lineage: Eukaryota; Metazoa; Arthropoda; Insecta; Orthoptera; Acrididae
Product: elastase-1-like
Exons: 7
Coding region: 48-899 (283 amino acids)
Biological process (GO): proteolysis
Molecular function (GO): serine-type endopeptidase activity
Source: RefSeq, a predicted model, not a curated record